Messenger RNA from Chanos chanos (milkfish), 1356 nucleotides. RefSeq names its product zinc finger, MYND-type containing 10 (gene zmynd10). Gene Ontology annotation, cellular component: centriolar satellite; cytoplasm. Lineage: Eukaryota; Metazoa; Chordata; Actinopteri; Gonorynchiformes; Chanidae. Gene Ontology annotation, biological process: inner dynein arm assembly; motile cilium assembly; outer dynein arm assembly. The transcript has 12 exons. The record is from RefSeq and is a predicted model, not a curated record. Bases 1 to 1356 code for a protein of 451 amino acids.
AUGGAUUGUGUGCUGUUACACGGAGAGGCUGAGGGCUAUAUUCAAAACCUGGAGAGAUUUCCAAUGAGAGAUGUUGGCAGCCCAAGGUGGUCCCGUCAGCACGAAUACAUUGAGAAAUUAAACAUGCAAGCCAUCCUGAACGCCAGUGCCAAUCAAGACGAGUUCGUGAAAGAACUUUUUGUGUCUCUGGGAAAGAUACCGACGCUGGUGCAUGAGAUGAUCCUUAUUGAAGUUUGGAAGCAGAAGGUAUUUCCCGUCCUCUGUCGGCUCGAGGACUUUAACCCGAAAAGCACCCUGCCCUUAUACAUGGUGAUUCACCAUGAAGCUACGGUCAUCAACCUUUUAGAGACAAUCAUGUUCCACAAGGACGCGUGUGAAGCCGCUGAGGAUGCCGUGUUAGACCUAGUGGAUUACUGCCACCGGAAACUCACGCUGUUAGCAGGUCAAGCCGCCCGCGGAGAGAUCCAGAAACAGGACCGGAUCACGCACACCGACAGUUCACACAUGACAUCUGUACAGGAGCUGCAGAGGCAGAAGACCAUGAUGGAGUUUGAUAUCUCUCUAAAGGCUCUGUCUGUGCUACGCUACAUCACUGACUGUGUGGAGAGUCUGAGUGUAAGUGUGCUGACUCGGUUGCUAUGCACUCAUAACCUGCCCUGUGUGUUGGUCCAGCUGGUGGAGCACAGUCCAUGGAGCUGUUAUACUGGAGGUAAACUUGAGAAGUACGUGGAUGGUAAAUGGCGGGAGAUACCCCCAGAGGACAGAGUGAAGAUGACUAAACAUGAGGGCCAGGUCUGGAUCGCUCUGCUCAACCUGCUGCUUAAAGCAGAGUGUCAGAGAAAGUACGACUUCAACAACUUCAACAAGAACCAGCUCCUGAAGCUGCGAGGUUUUCUGACUGAGGUUGUAAUCGACCAGUUGCCAAACUUAAGCGAUCUCCAGCGUUUUCUCAGUCACCUGUCUGUAACGGACCCCGCCCCUCCUAAAAAAGAUCUCAUCUUAGAACAGGUGCCAGAGAUUUGGAGUGACAUCAUGAAGGAGAACUGUGGGAAAUGGAAGGCCAUUGCCAAGUAUCAGGUGAAGGAGGCAUUCGACCCCUCAGAGAACGACCUAAGAGAACAGGCCAACAGGUUGGCUCAGACGUAUAAUCUGGAUUUGAUGGAGAAUCUGAUUCCAGACAAACCUAAGUGUGGAUGCUGUGGUUCUGAGGGAUGGAAACGGUGCUCACGUUGUAAAGCAGAGUGGUACUGUAACAGAGAGUGCCAGGUCAAACACUGGCCGAAACACAAGGCGGCCUGCCAGCUGAUGGCAGACACCAGAGACAUGCCACACAACAACCCCAACAUCAGCGCCUGA